AUGGCACGUAAAUUAACUUGUCAAGAAGUGAGUUCAUUGUUUGAGAGAAAGUUGUCUGAAAGGUCAGGUCUGGUGAAGGAUGUCAGGUCAGCAGAGUUCAUUCUUCGAGAAUAUGAAACUGCCACCGUCACCAAAUUCUAUUGUAGCAAGUCAACUGACAAAGGUUUUGGAAACACAGGUGAGAGGCCAAUCUUCUUGUCAUAUGCGAUUGUAUUUUUUCCGUCAUGUAAUAUCCUGGGCUUGAUGCUUCUUGGUAGACAUUUGAAUAAAGUAGGGGGAUUUGAUCUAAAGGCACUUAGGGGGGGAUGGUGAGCGGUAGAUGAGAGUUGACUGUAAGAACGAUAUCUCACUUAUUUGACGGGCCCUAUGCAUGCUCGUAAGUGACAGGUAACUAGGUAUCAUUAUCGAUGUCAUGAUCCUUUUUGACACAUUAUCGUCUAAAGGAAGGGUGACAAGUUGAGUAUGCUUCUCAAAUUUGUAAAAAUUUGUUUUGUAACAUAGACUUGGCAGCUAAAAAACACAAGGUAUUAUGGGAGGAUAGUCGUCUGCCAUUUGAUCACGUCCCAUUUGUCGUGGUAAAUCACAAGGUAUACGAUUGUCAACAUGGUGUAGAUAGACGUCUAAGCGAGAAAAGGAAAAACCAAGCGGUACGUUGAAAGUAUUUUGUAUUUAAAUGAUGUUGUAGAUUUUUUAUUUUGCGUUGAUUAAUAACUAAAGGUCAAGAUCAAGUAGCCUUGAGUUUCCUCCUCCUUGCAUAAAGAUAAGAGAGUAUAUGGUCUGAAAAGAGGACUCGAUGGGAUAGGAUGUUUCAAUGUCCAACAUGGAAGAAAGUUUCAGUGGAAACGUGGCGUUAUAUUGCUGCUUAAAAAGUUUUCAUUAACAAGAAGACUUCUUUUUUCCAAAAACAUAGGCCGGUGACCACGCCUAUCGAAGAAAUGGAGUUGGUAAGCUUUUACAAGAAUCAAGGAAACUCAACCGUCCCGCCCAAGUGCACAUGAGAGAAAUCAUCAAAUUUCCGGAGUACAAGGUAAUUCGGAAUAAAGAAAUUGCAAAAUGUAAUUAAACAAGGAAAACGCCGACCUAUAAAUGACAUCACAAAAACGUCAAUUUGUGUUCCUCCUUUUGAUCUCUAGAUCUCGCAAAAGAGGGAGUGGCGCUGUAAGAGUCAGUCCAAAAAGCUGCGCAACGCCAUAGAUGCUGGAACGGCAAAAACUGCAGUGAAAGGUGGAUUAACAUCCAUUUUCCCUCAGUCGAUGAACACACCGUGCACCCAACUGGAGAAAUAAGCUCUUACAAUUAAAUACCCAGUUACCGUCGUCAUAGUUUUUGUUGCGGGCUACGUAACUGGUCCUUCUCAUAGAAAUGAGUGGGUCAAAAACCGCAUUUAGUCGUGUACGUAAGAAUUAUUUUUCGAUUUUCUUAAUCUCAUUAUUUACUUUUUUUACGCUUGAUUUCUGAUUCAUUCAUUUCUUUGUUAAUUUUGAAUUUAGGCAGGAGGUUUGUUUCAGCGCAUAGAUGAGAGGCUCGUGGCAAAAAUACAAGAACUCGUAUGUGCAGGAGCAAGAUCAGAGAAAGAGAUACGCCGACAUUUAAAGAUCUUUGUGCAAAGAGAAUUAUAUCGAGGGAAAAAAGCGCCAUUGAAGACCAACAGACGCUUUUAUCCCUCCAAAGUUACGAUUAGAAGUCACAUGUACAAAUCCUUAGUCAAAGAAAGGUUCUCGAAAAUUGACCAGGAGGAUCUUCAGGAAAAGGUGAAGCUUUGGAGGGAGAUUUCUCCUGAGGAUUAUUUUGCGUCCCAGCCCUAUGUAACUUACAACGAAGAGGGAAAGGAACGAAAUGGGGAUGAUGAUGAUAGCAGUCGUAGCGAUGGUGAGGAGGAUGAUGAAGAUAUCAUAUUGAAGACGCCAACUAAAGGGCUCCUAUUUGCACACCAGACGAAAGAUCAACGACGGCUUUUAGAACGCUAUGGAAAUGAAAUAAGUAUGCUAGACGCUACUUAUAAGACCACGAAGUACAGCCUCCAUCUUUUCUUUGUAGUUGUGAAGACCAACGUCGAUUAUCAAAUUGUAGGCUCUUUCGUCAUCCAAAGCGAAACGUCAGAUUCCAUUUAUGAAGCCCUCUCGAUAAUUAAGUCU
This is a messenger RNA of Pocillopora meandrina, 2135 nucleotides long. The record is from the annotation of a GenBank genome assembly. NCBI's taxonomy places the organism in Eukaryota, Metazoa, Cnidaria, Anthozoa, Scleractinia, Pocilloporidae.